Molecule: messenger RNA, 750 nt
Organism: Phalaenopsis equestris
Lineage: Eukaryota; Viridiplantae; Streptophyta; Magnoliopsida; Asparagales; Orchidaceae
Exons: 2
Coding region: 66-677 (203 amino acids)
Molecular function (GO): zinc ion binding
Source: RefSeq, a predicted model, not a curated record
UGCAUUUCGAGCUGAAGAGCACACAGAAAACAAUCCCUCCUGAUUCGAUGCCGUAAGAGGCGGCAAUGGCCGGCAGAAUCGCCGGCGUUGGAGAAUCGACCGGCGAGACCCCGCCGGCGAUGGCGAGGUUCGUCACGAUCGCAUUAAAAGCAGACUGCGGAGCAGAGGACGCGAAGGUUUUCAAGCACGAUGAGCAGCUGAAAACAAGCGAUGCAGUAUCUGUUGAAGGAGGAGCGGAGAGAUUAGCCUGUGUAUCUAUUCAAGUGGGAUGUAGUAGCGAUGAUUUGGAAUCGGAGGGGUAUAAGAUUUGCCGGAUCUGCCAUUUGAGCCCGGAGUUGGCGGAAUCAGCGGCGGAAGGGUGGGAUCAGAUUCAGAUCGGGUGCGGGUGCAAGGGAGAUCUGGGCUUUGCGCACAGCCGCUGCGCCGAGGCUUGGUUUAGGGUUAAGAGAAAUAGGAUUUGUGAAAUCUGUGGUUUGACUGCAAAAAAUAUUGUUGGAGAAGAAGACAGCAGCUUCAUGAAGCUAUGGAAUGAGGGCACAAGCCUGGAUGCUAAUAAUAACCCUAACUUGCAGGUUAGAGCCAGCUAUUUGAUCAGUAAGUCUUUCUGUAAUUUUUUCUUGUCUCUUCUUGUUUUGGCUAUAGUACUUCCAUGGUUUUUCAGAGCCAAAUUCUUCUGAGCUUGUUCCUUGUUUUUUUUUUCCCUUUUUUUGGGUACGUACCGCACAAUUCUUAUUAUUUACAUAUUUAACA